Molecule: messenger RNA, 6320 nt
Organism: Stegastes partitus (bicolor damselfish)
Lineage: Eukaryota; Metazoa; Chordata; Actinopteri; Pomacentridae
Gene: itga4
Product: integrin alpha 4
Exons: 28
Coding region: 306-3302 (998 amino acids)
Biological process (GO): integrin-mediated signaling pathway; cell-matrix adhesion; cell adhesion mediated by integrin
Cellular component (GO): integrin complex; external side of plasma membrane
Molecular function (GO): integrin binding
Source: RefSeq, a predicted model, not a curated record
UACUGUUUUCUGUUUCUUUGAGUUUCUUCUCACUUCACGUGCUUCUCUGUGCGGGAAUCACGGAGCCUCGUGCGCACCCGGUUUACGCACGGACCGAGGAGCAACAGGCGGUUUCAGUCACGCCGGGAAGAAGGAGGAUUUAACGGGGGCUUCUUCACCAAACUGCGGCUUUUGUCGUUCCGUCCGCCCCCAGUACCGGGGUAUUCAGCAUCUGGACCGCACCGACUGGAGCCGCAGUCUGACCCGGGACAUCUGCUGUCUGACCCGGGACACAGCCUCUGCUGUCUGAGCGUUUUCCCUCCAUCAUGGGCCCCUCAGCGGUCAGUGUAGGUUUGCGCUGCAGCCUGGUUCUGGUUCUGCUUCUGGUUCAGGUCCAUCCUGCUGCAGGAUACAGCCUGGAUCAGGACCACAGUCUGGAGUUCAGUGGUCCUUCCUCCUCCAUGUUUGGAUACUCAGUCCUGUUGCAUCGGCACAAAUCUCACAGCUGGUUGGUGGUUGGAGCUCCAGUAGCAAACUCGUCCUACAGUCCGUCGGUUCAUUCUCCCGGUGCGGUUUACCGCUGCAACAUCACUGCAGAGCAUCGACGCUGCCACCACAUGCGUGCUGACGUGCUGACGUGUGGGAAGACUUGUGAAGCAGAGAGUGAUCACCAGUGGCUGGGAGUCAGUCUGUCCAGACAACCUGGAGACAAUGGAGGACACGUCCUGGUAAAGCACACUUCCUCCAUGUUUAUGACGAUGACUGAUGGCUACCACCAGAGGAAGUUCGGAGAGGAUUAUGGAUCAUGUCAGGCAGGAAUUUCCAACUUCCUGACUGAGGAUCUGAUCAUCAUGGGGGCACCGGGGACAUCUUACUGGACAGGUUCGGUUCUGGUCUACAACACAUCCAGCCGAGGGAUGUCUGUGUACCUGGAUGACGAGAAUGGAGCUGUCAGCUUUGGAAGCUACCUGGGUUACUCUGUCGGAGCUGGUCACUUCUUGAGUCCUUUAAGUGUGGAGGUGGUGGGUGGAGCUCCUCAAUACAACCAGAAGGGCAAGGUCUUCAUCUUCACUGUAGACGACAACAUGCUGCGAGUCGUCUCUGUAGUGUCCGGAAAAGAGCUGGGUUCGUACUUCGGCUCCAGCGUGUGUGUGGUGGACCUGAACUCGGAUGGUUUGUCAGACCUGUUGGUUGGCGCUCCCAUGGCAACAGGUGUCACCAGAGAGGAGGGACGAGUUCAUGUUUACAUCAACCAGGGACAGGCGAAGCUACUCGAGGCAGAGUUUCAGCUGAGUGGCAGUGACGCCUACGCUGCCCGGUUUGGAGAAACCAUCGCUGACCUGGGAGACCUGGACGACGACGGUUACCCUGAUGUGGCGGUUGGUGCCCCACAGGAAGACGACCUCCGAGGAGCCGUCUACAUCUACAACGGCAGGAAGGAGGGCAUUUCACCGACUCCAUCGCAGAGGAUUACGGGAUCCACUCUGGGUCAUGACCUCAGGAUGUUCGGCCAGUCGCUGAGCUCUGGCAUUGACAUCGAUGAUAACGGCUACCAGGAUGUGGCGGUCGGGGCCUUCCUCUCGGACUCAGCUGUGGUUCUCAGGACCCGUCCAGUGAUUCAGGUGAAGGCGUCUCUGACUUUGCCCGAGCAGAUUGACCAGCGGGUGGCGCUUUGUCAUGAUCACAAGACCCCGACUGUCUGCCUUAAUGUGACCAUCUGCUUCAGUGUGAAGUCCAGGCGGUUCAGAGGACCUAUAGAUCUUCAAUAUAAUUUGACUGCUGACCUCCUCCAUAAACCGACCUUCCCUCAUCGCUUCUAUUUCCAUGGUAACGGAUCAUCCAAUAGCACAAAGGGACAUCUGAGAGCACGACAAGGCCAUCUCAUGUGUAAAACACACGUGGCUUACCAGAGGAAAGAUGUGAGGGACAUUUUUACUCCGGUUCAGUUUGAGGUUUCCUACAGUCUCAAGGACACAAACACUCACAGAGCUUCGUCCAAAACCUUCCCUGCGUUAAAGCCGAUUCUGCAGCAGAGCGCAGGACACCACAACACCAUCACCAACCAGACUUGGUUCGCUCGCUCCUGCUAUCUGGUGAACUGUUCGACCAACAUGCAGCUGUCGACGAAACUAGUGCUGCCACAUCAGCAGCGGUACUUUGCUCUGGGCUCUGGGCAGACCAUCAUGUUGAAAACCUCAGUGCUGAACUCUGGAGACGACGCCUUCCUGCCAAAACUGACACUGCGUUUUCCCAACAACAUCCACUACAUCAAAGUGUUGCAGAACGAGGAAAACAUGGUCAGCUGUGACGUCAUACAGGAGGUGAACACAACAACGGCGGGUGUCGACUGCAGCGUUACCAGCCUCCGGCUUCCAGCCCACUCCCAGCUGAAUAUCAGCUUUCUAUUGGACGUUAACCAGAGCAGCACAGCUGGUAACAUCUCCAUUCACGUCAACACCUACAGCGAUAACUAUGAGAGGGAGGAGUAUCUCCAUGACAACUCCAUGAGGCUUGUGCUUCCUCUCAAAUAUGGGAUCAAUGUCAACAUCCACGGUUUUGUGACUCCCACCUCAUUCGUGAUUGGAGAUGAAGAUUUGAUUCCAGCCAGCUGCUACUCUGAAAGAUUCAACUACACGUACAAGGUGUUAAACUCUGGACCCAGCAGGUCGGUGGACACUGUGAUUGACAUUGCAUUGCCGAAAAUCCUCGCACCUUACAGACACCGACUGCUGCAGGUGCUCGAGUGGCAGUCGUCUCAGGGCGUCUGUUCGAUCAGCGACACGACAGUUUCAGUCAACGAGGACUGUGACGUCCCUCAAGCUUCCUUCAUCAAACAGCUCGUCUUCUUCUUUUCUCCCACAUCCACACGCAGAAUGUUUUGUGGCCGUGGUGACCACCUGUGUGAGCGGUUGGUGUGUCGCCUCGGAAAUCUGGAAGUGGGGAGGGAUGCUACCAUCAAACUGGAGAUCAGCCUGAACCCUGCUGUUCUGCUGCAAGCUCCGGGUCGCCAUGGUAUCAUGUUAUUAGAGAGCACGGCAAUGAUGUCAUCUCCCAGAAAUGAUUCGAACACCAUCGUCAUCCAGGAUCAACCUAUAGCACAGGUGGUGGUAGAAGCUGUUUUUACCCAGAAACCCUCAAUGCCAGUGAAGAUCUUCAUCAUCGUCAUCAGUUUAGUUCUGGGGCUGAUGAUCUUGGCUGCCCUGAUCUGGUGCUUGUGGAAGGCUGGUUUCUUUAAGAGAGACUUACAGAAGAAGCAGGAGGAGUUCAACAGAGACAGCUGGGACUACGUUCCUAAACAGAACAAACGAGAGAGCACUACUUAACCCUGACCGUCGCCUCUGGACGUGACCUCUGACCUUACAGCAGCGUUCACACUGUAAUUGGACCACAGUUUUAAUGAGACAUUCAGUGUGUGCUGACAGAUUGGAGCGCCACGUAUUGCAGGUGAACGUCAGCAGCACCACAGGACUGAGAGUGACGGACGACAGCAAACGCCUCCUGAACACACCUGAUUCUGACUGUGACCUUUUAAAAUACUUUGCCUGAUGUGCCUUCACAAAAAAAAAGAGACUUGAUAAGUGAUGGAUGGAGAUUUUUUUUUUCCAAAAAAAGGGGAGGUGAACUUGAAGCAGUCAAACGUGGACCAAUCACAAGGCCUUGGAGCUUCCUGGGAUGUGGCACCACCGAUGACACCAGUAUGGAUGGUGCUUUUUAAGAGCUUUCUGGUGAUCUCAGGGGACGGAAAACUUGCCUCUGAUUGGCUCAUGACUCCGAAAAAAAACCUUCCUUUUGUCUGUGUACAUUGUCCUCUACAUUUUCUUCCCCUGCUGACCACGAUGCCAGCAGCCGACACUGGAUGUUGAGCAGACAGAAGAAAGUGGCGGCGGCUGGGAUGUCCUGGUACAGGGAGUAAACUGCCACGACUGCUGCCUUCUGUGGAUGUAUUUUGAAUCAAGGCAGCACAUGUGGCAAGUGCCAUCGCUAUUGUAGCCUGUUUUGGCUGUGUGAUUUGUUUGUUUUGAGUUCAAAUCACUUCAGGGGAGUUGCACAAUUUGUAGAAGUAAAUGCACACGCGUUGUUUUUUUGUUGUUUUUUAUACCGAGUUCACCGAUAAUAUGUGCUGACUUUUAAGGGACCCCAGAGGGUGAAUUACUUCCCUCACAUGCAUCAAUGUGAGGAAAUGCAGGAAUUAUAUUUUCCAUCUAGGGCAUCUUUGGCAUGUUGAUGGCGGCCAAUCACAACAUAUAACAUUUCAACUGUCAGAUGUGUAGAAAAAAAAUAAUUGUAGAAGAACAUCUCAUUUACAGCACGUGAUGUAGAUGUUUGCAGUGUGAAGGUGUCAGAAUGGGACCGAUCAGACAUGACGGAGAAAAAGAAAACAGCUAUAAAUGUUGUAAAUGAAAGAAGUGAACGAGCACACAGGUGGGGUAAAGUUUAAUUUAUAUUCCUGCAUUGAUUCUAUGCAUAGCCUGUGGAUAUGCUAUUGCUGUGCAAACACGGCAGUCUCUGUUGUCGGUAUGUAUAGUUAAAGUUCUGCAGAGAUGCACAUUGGGCUGUGGUGUAAAUAAGAUGCAGAAAUAUAAAAAAAAACUUAAGUCUGACGUUCAGGCUCAGGAAGAUAUUAUAGGAGUAAUAAUAAUAAUCACAACAAUGCACUUAGAAUGGAAAAUUAGUCUUUUGGCUAAUAAGGAAGAAAUUAAAUUGUAACGAAUGUUUUCUUGAUUUAGAUUCGAAACACAUAUAUUUACACCAAACAUGAACAGCAUUAGAGCCACUGUUGGAGUCAUCACUCCACAGAACAAAUGAUAUGAAAAUGUAUGUUAUGGUAAAGUUUUUCCACCAAACACACAAUCACAUUUCAGGCUUCUCGCUGUCUUUAAAAGCAUUUGCCUGAUUUUGAUCUGUGCUUAUUCAUUCAGAGUCCCAAGAGAUGCGUUUAGGAGAUGAUGUCAGAUCUCGAUAGACUUAAAGGUCGUGUGCCAAAGGAUGGGGGAACAAUAAUCACCAAAACACACAGUUUCUAAAAAUGCAUACCAGGUGCGGGGAAAGACUUCUGUGACUGCGUACACAAAAAGAAAAAAACAUACUUGCAUUAAUUUGGCUGCAAUCUUCUCCUAAGUAGUUUUCUCGAGCAGAGAUGCACUGCUCCCAGUGCUCCUGCCACACUUAGAACAGUCCCUAGAAGUCCCGUUUUAUAAGGAUGUGUGAUGUGCGAUGUGUGCUGAAUCUCCUCCACUGUGUCAACACUGGAACAUCCAAAUGUCAUCGCACCACAGUUUCGGUGAACUUCUUUCUCAGGACUCUGCAUUGAGAGACCGGCCCUGGAGGACAAAUUCAUGGUGUACAACCUUGUGAAUGUCAGAAAACAACAGGCAUGCUCUUGGUGCACUCCUGACCUGAUGCGCCUUCAUCAGGCUCUUUCUCUGGCUCAUCGCAGGAUGUUUGUUCUCUGCUCAAGUUGGAGGUCUGUGGUGAAACUGCAAAGGUGCACCUACCAGAGGUCAUAAAAAUGUGCUUGCAGCUGUUGAAUGCUUGCAACAGGAACAGCCUUCCAUCAUAUUACAGCGAUAGGAAGAUACAUUUUAACUGUGAUGCUCUGUGGUGUAGCUGGGCCUCAAACCCCCAUCAGCCUCAUCUUUCACUUGUUUACUAUUUCUCUGAUCUGUUGUCUGCUGUGUGGAAACAGUUCGUUCAGGGAUGUUGAAAACAGGAAGCUGUUCAAGUGUUCAGGAAAUAAAAAAGAAUGGUGGCCAGAAGAAAGCCAUGUGGCAAAGAUGAAAAAAAUGCACAGUUCUCUUCUGCUAUCCUCCUUGGAACAACUAUCAUGUGACAUCGCGCUGUUUUCAUCUUUUUUUGUUAGCAUCAUGGCAUGUCCACACAAAUGUUCCACCUGUGGAAGUUCUACAACAGCAUUGAUUUUACAUUUAAUUUAACACAUUUAAUUUAUGGAGCACUUUUCAAGAUACCGCUCCUCGACUUUGGACAAAACUACCAGCAUGAAAGUGAAGUUAAAGAUGCAACAGAAAACAGCAAUGAGUCGAGUCACAGGGUUGGAUGAUGGAAGAUUACUUGAAACCAGCAUUUUAAAAUAAAUGUUUAAGAUAAUGAGUAUUCAAAGCAUUGUUUUAUGUGUCUGUAUUCUGUGAAUGCUGACAGCUAAAACAGCAGCUUCCCUCCCCUCUGUUUAUUUAGUACAAAUGCACAUCACACAGAAAUGUGGUUUAAUAUUUUAAUAAAUUACUUUGUUGUUGCUCUUGUUUAUGUAAAGUUGUUCUGCACUGGAGUCUCACUGCUUUUGUCAACACUUUUCUAUUAAAAUAAAAGAUUUUCUAUUUAAACAA